UGUUUUUUCGGGCAGCCAGAACAAAAGUGAGGGACUGAGAGAAAUAUCGGGCAAAGCGGAAAAAAAGGUGUAGCAUGAAUCUUCUGGAUUCAAAAAUUUCCAAUCGACACUGAAAACGGCAGAACAAAAUAGAGUUCAAUGCUUUGCUCAACAGCACGUCGAGGCAUUACUCAUAGACACGAUAAAUACUUCGAUGUAACUAUUGAACGCAGCACAGCGCUAAUUGAGCGUUUUUUUCCGAAUAAGAUCAUGGUCGUGAAAGUCACGCAUCUCGGUCCCGCGCGCUUUGCGUCGCGGACCGGUGCACCCUCGCCACGGCAGAUCAGAAACAAGGUGGCACUGACAGAAGGUCCGCAAAGAAGCACAAGCACCGAAACACAGCGGGCGCGACACGAAACGCUUGUUCUACAGGUGAGAAAAGAAGAGCUCCUAGGACCAGAAGGUGGAUAUCAUGGUUGUGGAAAUGAAGACCAUACAUCAAUUCAUAGACCUAUUCCCCCAGUCUUACCGCAGGCGGCCGAGGCGCAGCUGCUCCGCUUGGUGACGCCCUACUGUAGGUUAGCGGGAAGGCAGGAAAUGAACACUGCGGAUCUUGUGGUGGAGUACAAUCAUAUGGGAGAUGGUGUACUAAGCGAAGAAGACUUCUCAGCAGCAGAACCUGCUUUAGAGGACCACGGAGAUGAACACCACAUAGCGCAAAUAGUCCCUACUAGAGAGGAGCACUUUUUGUCUCCUGCGGUGAGGAUUCGCUUUCCAAAGCAUGUGGCCGUUGAAGAGGUGGAAGAUGCAUUUGUGUCGUUGCCGAUUACAGUAAUGUGUGGGGCGACAGGUAGUUCAGAAGAGGAUAACAAGGGAGAUUGCGAUGCAACUACUGAGGAAGCGGAUUGUGCAUCUUCUUCUGAAGCGGCUUCCGCGGUAGGUGUAGGCGGUGGUUCUUCUGCUUCGACAAGCGCUUGUUCGGACCCUGGAGGAGAAUUUUCGUCAACAUACCACAACGUUGAAGACAAAAUGAUCCAGAUGCAUGCGGGAAUUCAGUUUGCAGAAGUCUCAAGAUUCUCAGUCAACGACAACGAAUGCGGCAUUCAGUUCUGGACAGCGCGGACAAGGACAGGGCUCAAAAAGUGCAUGUGGCUCAACAGUUUUCAUGUGUUAUGGAGGGGUUCAACGAACGGAGCAUGUCCCCGAUGUGGUACUUGCAUCGAAAAAGAGCAACAGGGGGAACGAUGGUCACAACUAGAGCUUGAGCUUGUUUACUAGUAGAGCUUGAGAUUGAGUUUUACAGACUUAUGAUUUUCGCUCAAUCUUACCUCACUUCCCACCCAGAACUUCCCAAGACCCUCCUUCAUAUCUCCUUGAAGAGGUCUACUCCUCUCUCCACGAAGUCCAUGAUAUUUCCUGCUUGCAGGUAUCCUACCUUGGCGCUUCCAGACUAGCAGACUUCUUCUCGACAACUCCCGCCACAGCCCUUUCUGCCAAAGUCCUGUCAGCUCUCCGCUUUCUAGAAGAGUAUGUAGAUAGCACAGCUGCCUUCGAACAAAUCGCGGCCUUUUUGGCUGAGGGGCCUGAUGGUUGGGGUGGUAGUGUUUAUGAACAAAUCAAUACCACUAGCGGCUGGGUCAAAAUAUUGCAGAGCCCCUAGGUUUAGUGGUAUUGAUUUGCUUCUAAAGUGUUAGUAGUGCGAGUCCUAUCACGAACUUCGAUUCAAUCGAGCAAGCAAGCGACGCGCUAGCACUUUGCGAAGGUUCUGUAGUUUCCGGUCGAAUAGGAAUUGACAGUACAACGACACCAAGCACAACCCCUGGAAAUAAAAACAGCACUCAAGAAUUACAUCCUCGACAAAGCCUCCUUCUUCGUGUCUACGCAACCGAUGUGGAGGCAGAUCCUGGUAGACGUAAUCGCUGGAACAGAGGACAGAAAAAAAUCCAGAGUCUCGAUGAAGUCUUCCAAGAGGACUUCUUCACCAGACCAUCGUCGAGCCAAGAGCAUUUCGUUGAUGUGCCUGACGACUUCUCUGGUAUACAUUUGGUUGUGGACGAUAGGGUGUUUAGUUUUUAUCACGAUUAG
Molecule: messenger RNA, 2064 nt
Organism: Amoebophrya sp. A25
Lineage: Eukaryota; Dinophyceae; Syndiniales; Amoebophryaceae
Source: the annotation of a GenBank genome assembly